AUGCAAUCUCAGGAAAUCCACGAAUUACCAAUCUUGCUACCGUACUUGUGGCCGAUCUUCAGUAGCACUAUGCACGGGCCUAGGCUAGUGCGAUGGAUGAGCGCCACAAGCGCCCGAGUGCAACCUACGGUGGGGACGGUGUUCCGUUUGACGAGAACAUUUCGCGAGACCGAUGUUAAACAGUUUGUCGCUCUAACCGGUGACAGCAAUCCAAUCCACGUGUCGGCGAUGAACGACUGUGAGCGCAAAGAGCAGCUGUUCGUGAAUGGAGCCUUCCUGAAUGGCGUCAUUGCGGGAAUCAUUGGUUCCAACUUUCCAGGCUUCGUGGUGACGACGCAGAACUUUCGCUUCCCGAACCGUUGCCAGCUAGACAAGGAGGUGCAGUUCAGUGUCACGGUGGAGGAAAUGCGGAAAAUUGUAACUGUUUCGUACGAAAGCAAACAAAGCGAUCACGUUGUUUUCGAGGGCAUUGCGAAACUGUUUGCGGUGCGGAAAUGGAAACGUUCUACCCUGCUCCGACUGCUUACCAUCCUCGUCCUGAUACGAGCGGCCACGGGUGGAAAGUACUCCCGGUUUCGACUAGCUGACGUGCAGCGCAAUUCAGCCACCAAUGUGCCGUGCACUUGUGCCAUCUUUCUCACCGGGCAGUUUAACCGCUUCAAUCGCACGGAACAGCCGAAAGGAAAUCCUGGAAUACAGCUGGAGCUGAUGCAGCACUUCCCCUGCACCGCUGCGGGCAACAAGCAGUGUGCGAACAAAUGUUUGGACUCGAUCGUGAAGCAUCUGCACAACUCGCAGAACGUCAUCUGCGCCACCAUUGAUCGGGACUGCUUCCGGGAGCGAGCCUACCUGUUCUACCAAAACUGUGCGCCCCGCUGGGUGAACAGUAACCUCUCGGCGGGCAAGGAGUUCUGCUGCCAGAAUGACAAACCGAUGCGAUGCAACCUGAUGGCGGAGCUGAUACGGCAAUCGUUGCUGGAAAACGAGGCCACCAACAACGGCACCACCAGCAGCGGAAGUUCCGACGAGCAAAGCACAGCCAACCGGUGA
Messenger RNA from Anopheles merus, 1050 nucleotides. RefSeq lists its product as uncharacterized. The transcript is spliced from 3 exons. NCBI's taxonomy places the organism in Eukaryota, Metazoa, Arthropoda, Insecta, Diptera, Culicidae. The coding region runs from base 1 to 1050 and encodes 349 amino acids. The record is from RefSeq and is a predicted model, not a curated record.